Molecule: messenger RNA, 3899 nt
Organism: Paramuricea clavata
Lineage: Eukaryota; Metazoa; Cnidaria; Anthozoa; Malacalcyonacea; Plexauridae
Source: the annotation of a GenBank genome assembly
AUGAAAUUUUUAGUUCAAAUAUUUAAAAUUACUAACUUAAAUUAUAUAACAAAACUGGAUAGCUCAAUUUUAAUCUGUUCACGUAAAAGGUCUGGGAAGGGUUUGAGUGAUAUGCUGUUGUAUGGCCAUGGUUACGUGAAGUCACAGUUAAUAGAAUACAUGGUUUGGAACUCAUUAGCUCAUCGUCGCGUAUGUAUUGUAUUUCCCCCCGCACAACCAAUAGCAAUGUUUAAAUUGAGCAUUUGUUCAAGUCAUACGGAUGGAUAACUCAACCACAAACUUGUUGUUGGUUAUUUGAGCGAAAAUACAAUACACACGUGACGAGAUAGGACCAAAUUCUUGCAUAUUAAAGCUGGACAAUAACAUAGUUAAUGAGUUAUAUUGUACUUUCAUCGAGUCUCCAAACCAUCUAUUAAAAUAACUGUGGUGCCGUACUGUAGCAAAGAACUAAGGUUAUUUGUACUUGAUAGAUAUAGAUAUAUUGUGGGGUCCGCUUGGAAAACUCUGACAAGUAGAAAGCAUGCUCAUUAUAUUUUUAUUUCAGUUGUAAUGUAAAUUUAAUAUCUUGUUAUGUUAAAAAUAACUAAAAUCACUAAACACGAUAAAAUAGCCCUCAAAUUGCGGAACAUUUUAAAAAUUUUCCCAGGGGAGCACAUGCCGGCACUCUCCUAUUUAUAAUUAUUUUCAAUAUGAACAAAAGAAACUCGUUUAGCGCGAAGAAUUCGAUAGUGGAAAACCAGUUUAAAAGAGCUUGCUUGGUCUUGGAUAACAUUUGCUUCUCAAUCGUUAAGACGAGACAAGGACAGACGAUUCUCAGCAGGUGUUAUAUAAAGGUAUGAAAGAAAUGUUCUGCCAUGUACUGAUGUAGUUUUUUGAAUCAGUUUUUUUCGAGUUUUUUUUGGUGUAAUGCGAUAAACUAUUCCUUGUCGUCUACGCAGGUAGUAUGCUCCUGUUUAGUAAAUUGCAUUCAAAUGAAUUCGAAUCACUUCAUGGUGAGAAAUUAAUAAUCUCAGCGCAGCGCUUUACCAGAAGAUUCGCGGGUAUUCCGCUAGCUUCGUAUAGUCAAAGGCACAAAGCGUAGUUUCGUUAAAUCAGACAGCAUGCAUGGGUUCUAUUCUGCUUGCAACAUUCAGGUUUACGCACGAUAUACGCGAUAAAUUAAGAACCGCAUGCGUUGAUUCGAUAUAUUGGCAUGGGAAAAACUAACAUAAAGUUGAUUCAAGCACGAUUUUCGCCGUAUUCAACUUACUGGGCGGACGCUAUACGCAUUCAGCUAUGAAGACAAUUAACGGCAUGCAGAGGGAAUCGAGAUCUAUUGAAUUCCAUAUUAAACCUACGAGAUACUUAAGUAGGCAAUCAAUGCAAGAAACGACUUCAUUCUUUUAUAGUAAAUUAUUUUCAAUUUCAACUACAUUUCGCGCGAACAAACUCGCAAAGCUAGAAAGCUGGUGUCACGGCGGAUACAGGACACUCUAGCUUCACUAGCAGAUUGUGUCUCCCCGGACAGUAUGCGCUGGCGGAUUCUGUCCCCCUCGCAAACUAUGCGAUUACGUUCAUAGACGUUUCACGACAGUUUUAUGGAUAACGUUUUUUAAAGUUUUAAUCUUGGAAUGCUUGUAACUAAAGCCAAUUCUGUUCACAACAGAGGCAUUUUAAUUUAUUCAAUCCUUUUGUUAUUGCAUUAAUCCUACUGUUACUGAAAGUAAAUUCAAAGAAUGUCUUGGAAGUUUAAUUAGCUAGGCCAUAUACAAUCUACACGCUUCAAAAGACUAAAAUAUCAGUUGCGUAUAUUAAUAUAGACAUAGUUCAACAAGCUGAUGUUGAAAAUGGUCUUUUUUGCUAAAAACAUGAACGUUUAUUAGUGUGAUUUGUUUAAAUGGUAUACAUAUAAUGACUUGCAUGACUCGGCAAAGUUCAAGGCAUCAAUAUAUGGUUGAGUGAUGCGGCCAGAUGAUAGCAUUGGUGCAUGACUGCUCACCCAUGGCGAGUGUUUGUAAAUCCAAUAGAGGUUGAUGCCAUGCUAAUUAAAGGCACAACGGUUCAAUGAUUCACAAUAGACUGACUGACUGAUGCCUUGAUUAUGCAGACAAAAAGUUCCGUUGCCAUAAAGUAUUUUAAUUGAACACAAAACGAUAGACACUCCGUACAUGUAACUAUAGUCUAUAGACACUCCCUAUUUUUUUUCUUUUUAGAAACAUAGUGAUAUCGAAGGAACUAGAAUGAGUUUCGAAAUAUCACGUACUCGAACCGCCUUGAUCUUGUAGCUCAAGUUGGUAGAGCAUUGGACUAGACACCAAUGGUCACGGGUUCGAUUCCCACCGCGGGUCAAGCAAACUUUUCAGCUUGCCCAGUGUGGAUACUCAAGCCCCGUUUACACUACGCUCAAUUUUUGGUACGGCACGGAUAAAAUUGGUACCCGUACCACUUUUUUGGUUCUUGGACUACCUAUUUAGCUAAGCCCCGUUUACACUACGCUCAAUUUUUGGUACCGUACCACUUUUUGGUUCUUGGACUACCUAAAUAGGUAGUCCAAGAACAAAAAAAGUGGUACGGGUACCAAUUUUAUCCGUGCCGUACCAAAAAUUGAGCGUAGUGUAAACGGGGCUUCAGAGACCACAUCACAAACAUACUCCAUACGUAAUUUGUUAACAUUUUCAUUCCAAUUCUUGAUCAAUAUUUGUUCAAUAUCGUGUGCACAGAUUUAAUCUUUUCAUGGUAAUAAACAUCAGCGUUUUAGCUGUUGUUGAAUGAAGCAAAAAUGACUACAUACGAAUCGAUUAAAAAUUUCAUAUUCUUCCACCUUUGUGCUUAAUUUAAAGCCACUCAUAACAAAAGAAGAAGCACUUAAAUUAUAAUCAAUAAUGUGUCUCACCAAAUGGUAAGCUUCAAACAAAAGAGACUUUAAUUUUUGUCAACAAGUUUUAAUUUUAUCCCAAUGUCAUAGGGGUUUUCUAAAUUAAAAUUGACGAAUUUUGGAUCCAAAUGGGAUUUAUUUUCAUCUGGCAAUAAAUGGGAAAUGCGAAUUAGAUCGCGACAAGUUUAUUCGACUCGUAUUUGGCCAUUUUCCUUUAUUGAUACUGAUACAAAUAAGGUAUCACUAGAGAGUUAAAAUCCUGAAUUUUGUUGCUGUGUAAAAAUGUUAUCGAUAAGCUCAAUAUCUCACUCACUUCACUAUAAGUAUCAUCUAGUGGCAAAGGCACAUGACCUCUAGAGGGGGGGAGGGGGGGUUGGAUGGGCAUGCUACCUCAGCAAAUUGUGAAACGUGAUUAUAUGCACUUUUCAUGGGGGAAGAUUAUAUUAGAAUUGCAAAGAUUUAAAAUGGACAUUUGCAUUAUAGACUAAAUUUUGAUAUAGACAAAAAUUUCAUCAUAGCUUGAAAGAGCAUCGCAAAAUUAGUAAUAUUCCAAAGUUUCGUUGCGAAAUGUUGUAAAAUGCGGAUAAUAUAGCCAUGCGAAGUUUGCCGUUUUUCAGUCAUUUUGUAUUACGCGCACGGGAAAUUGCCAGCCCAAUCGGGUGUUGGGGCAUCAAUUUCUCGUGCGUAAUACAAAAUGACUGAAAAACGGCAAACUUCGCAUGGCUAUAUUAUCCGCAUUUUACAACAUUUCGCAACGAAACUUUGGAAUAUUACUAAUUUUGUGAUGCUCUUUCAAGCUGUGAUGAAAUUUUUGUCUAGAUCAAAAUUUAGUCUAUAAUGCAAAUGGUCCAUUUCUCAAACUCACGGACUGCUAGGGUUUUCGUUCUUAGUCAAUUUUUGCCCAGCAAAUUAUUGAAUAUUUGACAAAGUUUCCCUAUAAAAUUGCUUUUCUCAAAUAUUAAGGGGUGUGUGACAUCCCCCCCCCCCAAGAGCCACUCGGAUAGCUUCUGACUAUAGCUGCAUCUUAUUUCUUCCAGAAUAUUGA